Molecule: messenger RNA, 4869 nt
Organism: Tetrahymena thermophila SB210
Lineage: Eukaryota; Ciliophora; Oligohymenophorea; Hymenostomatida; Tetrahymenidae
Product: RNA recognition motif 3 in plant Mei2-like protein
Exons: 9
Molecular function (GO): nucleic acid binding
Source: RefSeq, a predicted model, not a curated record
AUGGAUGGAAGUCCUAAAAGUAAAGCUGACGCGUCUUCUUCUUUGCAAAAUUAAUAAUCUCAAUUAACAUAAUCCUAGCAAGCUUAAAAAAUUUAUCAAAGCGAAAGUGGAAAUUACAAAUAGAUAGUUUAAAAAAAUAGCUCUGAAAAUUAAAAAUUAAUGGAUGAUUAAACUGAUAAAAAUGUGAACAGCAUUGGAAUAUAGGAAUUUGAUAAUAAAAUUUGUCAAUAACAAAUAACAGACAAAAAAAUACUGAACGAAGUAUCUUAAAACUAGGAAAUCCAAUUAAAUAAUAUCAAAAGCAGUAGAAGCAGUUCAAACAAUUCUUAAAUUGCAGGAAAUGUUAUAAAUAGUAUAAGCUAUGAACCAUAAAACGGAAAAAAUAAUUGUAAUAGCUAAAGUGUUAGUAGCAAUUCCAACAAUCAAUCUUAAGAUAUCCAUAUUAGCAAUCAUGUGUUUGAAAGCAAGAAUCACUCUUCUAAUUGUUCAAGAAAUGAUUAAUUAAACUAAGAUUUACAAAAAAAGCUAUCUGCUAGUAGUGAUUCAGGGAUUUAAAACGUUUUUGAAGAUUAAAGCAAGAAUUAAGUAGUAUGUAACAUGGCUCAAUCAGCUAUUUUAUUUGAUUAAAACUCUUUGGAAAGAAAAGAAUAAAAUUAAAAUACAUUAAAGCAAUAAAACUUAUAAGCUGAAAACGCAAGUAUGUCUUCUUCUUCAUAACAGUAAUUUUUAUAGCCUGACCAGUAAUUGAAUUAGUAUCAUCGAUAUCAUAGAAAUUAAUUUAAUUAUGCACUAAAUCGUAGGAGUCACAGCUAAUCUAGGGAGUAAGAUUUUGAAGAAAGUGCAUCUUCUUCAUCAUUCUCUAAAUCAUCAACUAAAAAAGCUGUUGGCGAAGUCACUACUGGGUUAGUAGUUAAUGGAAAUAGCAACAAUUAAAUGAAUUUAAAUAUUACAACUUAGAAUUAAAAUCAAAAUAGCAACAACAACAGUAAUAGCAGCAAUAAUAAUAGUGAUGUUAAUAAUAAGAACACUGCAAACAAUAAUUUUUUUGUUAACAUUGCAAAUGUUUCUACAGAUUAAUACACAAGAAGUAGUAGUAGCACAGCAGAUAAAAAGAAAGUAUUACGUUAAAAGAUGUUUGAUGUAUCAUUGUUAAAUUUUUUUGUGAGACAAUAAUCCCAAAAUAAUAGUUCAAAAAGUUCUAAAAAUAAUAGUAAUAUGUCUUCAAACGAUUCUCACGACAACAAUAGUGGUCCUAACAGCAGAGUAAUUAAUGAGAAAAAAAUCAAGGAAAACAAGUAGACAUCAACUACUUCAACGACACGCGCAUAGAUUUUAUAUGGACCAACAAAAGAAGAGUUAAAUCAGAAAUUAAUGGAACCUGUCGGUCACCGCCGUACAAUUUCAUCUAAUUUGCACUAACAUAGUUAAGCUUGCUCCUCCUCUGGCUCUUCACUAUCAUCAACUAACAAUUAUUCAUAAAAUCAAAAGCAAAGCUUAAACUUAAAUUAAAACUUAUUUAAUUCGUUUGGCCCUAUUUAAAAGCAAGAAUCUUCGACUUAUUCCCACUUUUAAACUCCAGUUUAUUCUUAAAAACUUCUUCAUUUUUACAAUGAAAGUUCAUCUUCAUCAUCUUCUGCAGAUAAUCAGCAAUCUUUCAUCCAACAGAGUAAAAAGAAAAUAUCCUAGCCUUUCUGUUCUAUUGGAGGAGAUAUUAACAAUAAUAGUUGUGAUCAAAAAGAUGAAAUGAUUUAGUUCGAAAAGUAGUUUUAAGAUAUUAUACCUAAUUCUAAAUAGAUUACUGAACCUUAAAAUAAUAGCUCAUUAGUUUAAAAUAGCUCUGUUUAAAACAAUAAGUUACCAACAGUUGUAACGGAAGUAGAAGAUACUGAGGACGAUGAUUAUGCAAAUGCUUUCUAAGAAUGGUCUGUAAAUAUCUCUCCCUAAGCAUCAAAUUCUAUUAAAAAAGCUCCUUUAUCACCAGAUUUUUUAAUUGCAAAUUAAGAUUUUAGUUUAUAAUAUCCCUAAACUCAUCAUUAGUAAUAAAUUUUAAAUUUAAAUGAAAACUUUGAUGAUAUUUAGAAAGAAAUUAACUAGUAAAAUCUUCAAAAGCAAAUUCAAAAUUUUGAAGAAAAAAAUGAAAGUGAUAAUUUUAUAAACUAAUUACAAAAACCUCAUACUCAAUAAUAACAACAGUAGCAAAACCAAAUAAAUAUACUAUCACAUUCUCAUAUUUUAGAUUAAAGAAUGGAGGAUAAUAAAUAUUAGCCUUUAUAACAUAGUAUGUUUUAUGAACAUCAAAUUCAUUAAUUAUAAUAGCAGCAGUAGUAGUAAGAUAAUACAGAAAAUGUACUAUACUAUUAGGAUUAAAAUUUUAGAAUUCAAAAUAUAAUUUUAUAGUAGCAGUAGCAAUUUCUUGUAAAGUAACCUCAAAACUAGCAAAUGCAGUAAAAUGUAAUAGGUUUACCUUUAUCUUAACCUGAUUAACAGGCUAAUAUAUUUUUCCCUGCAUCAAAUGCAAGUGAGAAAUUUUAAGCUUAAUUUCAUACAGGGUCUCUAAUCCUACCUCCUUAGUAAAGCGAGAUAAAUAAUAUUAUAAGUAGUCCUUCUGUAAUGAAUUAAAGCUUACAAAUUUCAACUCCUCCUAGUAAUUUUAGCAAUUAGUCUAAACACAUAGAAAGCAAAAAGUAAUACUAAAUUGGUGAUUUAACUCCUCGUGAAGGCUAUAAUACUCUUAGUACAAAUCCUUCAAGCAAGAAGAGCGUAUGCAUGAAAUCGCCUAAAGAAGAUAACUUCUUUACAACUUCUAGUGCCUCCUCAACAAAUAAGAUAAUUAGUAAAAAUACAAAUAUACAUUCUACAGCUGUUACUGAUGAAAGUUUAAUUGACAAUAUUAACUAGCAGUACCCAACAAUUUCAAAUACAGAAUUAGGGAUGAUGUAAAAAAAUUAGUAUUUUACUUCUCAAAUUCCUAUAACACCUCAAUUGAAUAAUUAAAUUAAUAUUAAUCCUCUGAUUUAUCCCACAUAAGUUUACUUGAGUGAUGAAAAAAUGUAAUAUCAACAAUCUAUCUUAAAUAACCCAUCAGGAUAAAAAAUGAAAACGCAACCUAACCCUCAAACAUCAUCUUCAUCCUAAUACUCCUCUAAUAGUACAAGUUAGUAUAACUUUACUCCUUCAAAUAUGGGUUUUAAGAAUUAGCUAGAAAAUAUUCAUCUCAUUGGUACAAAUAUUCAGAAUGGGUUAAGAAGCAGCGAGUGCUAUCCUUAAUCACCUUCACCAAAUUUAGAUUUUUUAAAUUAAAGAAAAAGUUUGCAUGUAAGUAGCUCAACAGGAUCUAAUUAUUUUAGUGAUUAAAAGUAAAUAAUUCCCUAGGUUUUGAACUUUUAGAUAACAUAGCAUAAUCAGCCAAAUUUAUAAUAGACAUCAUCUAAUCAGCACUCAAAUUCAAGUGAGCCUAAUAGUCUUAUUAACUAACAUCAAUAUGGUAGUGGUAUUCAUUUAAAAACUAGUGAGUCUACUGAUUUUAGUAAUUAAUCUUUACCUUAAUUUUAAAAUAUGUCUUCUUCUAUUUCAAGCAUGCAAGCUCAAUAAUAAAAGAAUUAACAAAUUUACGGUAAUUAGAAUUAAAAUAAUUAGAAAAAUGGAUUAUAAAAACCAGAAAUAAUAUCAUAAGCUUCUUCAUCAUCUAAUUCAUCUAUAAAUUCAUCAUAACAGCAGCAAGUUUAUUAGCAGAAGAAAAUAUCUAAUCAAUUUUAAUAGCAGAAUAGUAAUGAUUAGACAUCUAAUUCAUAAUAAUUUUAAUUGAACAAUAGUAAAUAGCAAUUCAUACCGAAGAAAAAUUUUAGCUAAAUUAAUCAAAUAAACUUUUAAAACGCCUCUUUAAAUAGCAACAACAGCAGUGGAAGUAACUAAAACAAUAGCAGUAUUAACAAUUAAAAUAAUAAUAUAACAAUAAAUAAUAGCUAGUAAAUCCAUUACCCUAACCAUCAUAAGAGAUAAUAAUCAUAAACUAGCCAAAGUGGAUAAAAGCAGAAUCCUACUUAAAUGCAAUAAAAUUGUUUUUAAAAACCAUAAUAUUAGCAGCAAAAGAUGGACCCGAAAUAAAAUAACCAAUAAAUAAGUUAGAAUAAUAUGAGAAAUUCUCAAUAGGAAAUAAAAAGUAAACCUAUGAAUAAUAUUUCACAACAGUAAUAGUAAUAACAUUAAAACUAAAAAAUUAAUUAAAAGAAUAAUAACAAUAAUAAUAACAACAACAAUAAUAAUAGCACGAUUAAAAAUAAUACCAUAAAUAUGAAUUAAAAUAAUAUUGUAAAUAAUCUCAAUAAUAGUAACAUCAAUAGUCUAAAUAACAACAAUCCUAAUAACAAACAACAAGGAGGAAGACACAGACAUACAGUUUCAGAAUCUUCAACUGAAUAUAAAAUAGAUUUGAAAAGAAUAAAUGAAGAUGGCAGAACAACUUUGAUGAUAAAAAAUAUACCAAAUAAAUAUGAACAAGAUCUACUUCUAUAAACUAUUGAUAGGAAGCAUAAGCAUACUUACGAUUUCUUUUAUCUACCUAUUGAUUUUACAAAUAAUUGUAAUGUUGGGUAUGCAUUUAUAAAUUUCAAAGAAACUAGGUUUAUUGAGCCUUUUUAUAGAGAAUUUAAUGACUAAAAAUGGAAAAAAUAUAAUUCUGAUAAAAUUUGCUAGCUUUGUUAUGCAAGAAUUCAAGGAAGUGAAAGUUUAAAUAAUCACUUUAGAUCAUCAUCAGUUAUGAAUUAAAAAGAUAACAAAUAUAAACCCCUAUUUAUAGAUACUAAAGAUAAAUCAGCUAUAUAACAAAUUGUUGAUUAACAAAAAAAAGAUAUAGAAAAAGAAAAGAAAUGA